Microcebus murinus (gray mouse lemur) is the source of this 1165-nucleotide messenger RNA. RefSeq names its product synthesis of cytochrome C oxidase 1 (gene SCO1). The record is from RefSeq and is a predicted model, not a curated record. Gene Ontology annotation, biological process: mitochondrial respiratory chain complex IV assembly. NCBI's taxonomy places the organism in Eukaryota, Metazoa, Chordata, Mammalia, Primates, Cheirogaleidae.
AGCGGCUCCCCCUGACUUCCGGAGGAAGCGGAACAGUACCGGAAGUCGCAGGGUUGGUCAAAGGAGGCGCGGUCUCCGAAGCUCAUGGCGGGGCUGUUACUAGUGCCGGGCCGAAUUAUGCGGCCACCGGCUGGCCAAGUUUGGCGUCUCUUGCCUCUUGGACUCGGGAUCUGGGGCCCGGCCCAGGAAGCCGCCAGAAUCUUGCUGAGGCAAUUCUGCGCGCGGCAGGAGGAGGUGUGGCGGGCCUCGGGGCUUGCUGGCAGGUGCCUGGGAAGCCGGCCCCUCAGCACGGCUAUGCCACCACCCCCAGGGUCGUCGGGGCCGGAGGAGAAGGGCCGCAGAGACCCCACGCACCCCUCGAAGCCCGGGCCUGUUUCCUGGAAGUCUUUGGCAAUCACAUUUGCUAUUGGAGGAGGUUUAUUGGCUGGAAUGAAGUACUUCAAGAAAGAAAAGAUGGAACAGCUGGAGAAGGAACGGCAGCGAAGCAUUGGAAAGCCUUUACUUGGGGGACCAUUUUCUCUCACAACUCACACUGGAGAACCUAAAACUGACAAGGACUACCUGGGUCAGUGGGUACUGAUUUACUUUGGUUUCACUCAUUGCCCUGACAUCUGUCCAGAAGAACUAGAAAAAAUGAUUCAAGUUGUGAAUGAAAUAGAUGAUAUUCCAUCUCUGCCAAAUUUAACUCCACUUUUCAUCACCAUUGACCCAGAGAGGGACACAAAAGAAACCAUUGCAAAUUAUGUGAAAGAAUUUUCUCCUAAACUGAUUGGCUUGACUGGCACAAAAGAAGAAAUCGAUCAAGUGGCCCGAGCUUACAGGGUGUAUUAUAGCCCUGGUCCCAAGGAUGAAGAUGAGGACUACAUAGUGGAUCAUACAAUAAUAAUGUACUUGAUUGGACCAGAUGGUGAGUUUCUAGAUUAUUUUGGCCAGAACAAGAAGAAUGGAGAAAUAGCUGGUUCAAUUGCUGCACACAUGUGGGCACACAGGAAAAAGAGCUAGCCAAAGCAGCGUUGCCGGAAGCAGUAUUCUCUUGCUAAAGAGGAAGGAAGCUUUGUCUCCCAUAGGAGCCAAUAUAUACAUGCAACCUACAGAGUGACCUGUGUACCGUGAGAACAUCUCCAUUCUGGAUGGGAUAUUAUUACCCUUGUGUUCAGCCAAAAUA